AUGUCCAUGUCCUGCCACUGUCCAGCGCCGCUCAAGUGCGGCAUGGGACAAGAGUCGAGGCUGGGCUGGGGUGAUGAGCUCGUUUAUGGCGGACGCCAAGCCUACCGGAUGCUCUCAUCAGGCGGCAGCUUCCUGCUCCACACUCGAAGGCUUCGCAGCGACAAUGUUGCGACUGUGGCCCAUGUAAUUCACAUUACGGGACGCAGGACGACGACACCGACAUUGCCAUUGGUGAGGGGCAGCCACGGCGUCGCUGUGGCCAGAGCCAGGACAGGGCUGACCAGCAUUGGCAUAGGCUUAGGGAUUUGUUGGCUGUUGCUGCUGCUGCUGCUGCUGCUGCUGCCACCCCAAAUCCAGGCUCAAGAUGCUGCUGCAACCGCAGCCAGGACGACGUCCCAGCAGGCUGGGCUAUCCCGUGGCGCUCCUAGUGGCAGCGAUGGCGCACACAACGCAACUCAUAGUAUUCCAGCCCACACCAGCAGCAUCCGCAGUGAUAAUUCCAGUGCAGCAACAGUCAGUGCCACAGGCGGUGCCACGGCCCGUGCCGGUGAGGCUGCUGAGCCGCUGCUGCCACAGAUUCCGCCGUAUAUACGCACAACCGCCAUGUUCUUCUGCAUAGCCAUCAUGCUGCUGGGCGUGGUGGGCAAUGUGAUGGUGCCCAUCGUGAUUGUCAAGACAAAGGAUAUGCGCAACUCCACAAACAUUUUCCUCACCAAUCUCAGCAUCGCCGACCUGCUGGUUCUGCUCGUCUGCACGCCCACCGUGCUCGUUGAGGUUAAUACGCGCCCAGAGACCUGGGUACUCGGCCACGAGAUGUGCAAGGCCGUGCCGUUCGUGGAGCUGACGGUGGCCCAUGCCAGCGUGCUGACCAUCUUGGCCAUCUCAUUCGAGCGCUAUUACGCAAUCUGUGAGCCACUAAAGGCCGGCUAUGUCUGCACCAAGGGGCGUGCCAUACUCAUCUGCGUCCUGGCCUGGGGCAUUGCUGCGCUUUUUACGAGCCCCAUACUGUGGGUGGCCGAGUACAAGUUGGCCGAGUACAUUGAUGGAUCAUCGGUGGCCGUUUGCCUCACGCAGGCCAUCACCGAUUGGACCAUUGCCUUCUUUCUGAUGACCAUCACCGUGUUCUUCGUCAUGCCAUUCCUGACCCUGGUCGUGCUGUACGGCAUCAUAGCCAAGAACCUCGUCUCCAAUCGGAGCACCAUGCUGCGCGCCCGCCCCACCAAGCCGGAGCUGAGCCUAAGGGCCCGCAAGCAGGUGGUCCUAAUGCUCGGCGCCGUCGUUCUCUCCUUCUUCGUCUGCCUGCUGCCCUUCCGCGUGCUCACCCUCUGGAUCAUCCUGAGCACGGACCAAGCGCUCCACGAGCUCGGCCUGGCGCGCUACUACAGCCUGCUGUACUUCUGCCGCGUGAUGCUCUACCUCAACUCGGCCAUGAAUCCCAUACUCUACAACCUCAUGUCCACCAAGUUCCGCAGGGGCUUUGCGCGGCUCUGCCACGAUGCGGGGCGAUUCCUGCUGAAGUUGCUCACGCUGGGACGGAGCAGCGACGGUGUUGGCGGCACUCGGGGACGCAGUGGCACCAUCUCCACGGGCCUGGGUACCAACACGAACACGAACUCCUCCAAUGCCACGGCGGCCACUGGCUCCAGCAUUCUGUCGCGCAGCUCCAAUCGCCGCUGCAGCGAGGACAUCAGCCGGACACGCCUCAAGAUUGAGCUGCAGUUGCCGUGCGGCAGUGAUCUGGAGGCCAUGGCCAUGCUCCACCAUUCCGGCAUGGGCAAACGGAUGGCCCGGCGGGAGAGUGAUAGCCGGCUAAUGGGCUUGAAGAAUUCAAAUCACAAUCCGCGGCGCCACAAGCCCCAAAUCAGUUUCGACGAGCAAGCACUGGCCCGGCCAAAGGAAGCUGAAAAUCUAGCCUGAGCAGACCGAAGCACGGGGGGGAAGGGCGUGAAAAAUCGCUUGUAACCCGUCUGCACAUUCGCUUCACUUGUCAGGAAUGUGUCGAAGGCGGUUUGGCGCUGAUCCUGGUGCUGGUACCCGCCACGCCUGCACAAAUUGUGUUUUGAACGCUUUUUGCCAACCAUAAUCGAUUCCAUUCAACCGUUGACAGCUAGUCCUGCCAGUCCUGGCAGUCCUGCCAGUCUGCUUGCCUGCUCCUUGGACAUUUCCGCACAAAAAACAAUCAAUUUUUCGGGCUAUUAAACUCGAAUGAAUGUGCCAAAGAUAAAUAACAGCAACGACAGCAACACCACUACAACUAUUGAGCGGAUAAAGGGCACAACUCAACGGGGC
Molecule: messenger RNA, 2289 nt
Organism: Drosophila subobscura
Lineage: Eukaryota; Metazoa; Arthropoda; Insecta; Diptera; Drosophilidae
Gene: ETHR
Product: motilin receptor
Exons: 5
Coding region: 1-1917 (638 amino acids)
Biological process (GO): G protein-coupled receptor signaling pathway
Cellular component (GO): plasma membrane
Molecular function (GO): thyrotropin-releasing hormone receptor activity
Source: RefSeq, a predicted model, not a curated record